ACAUAAACAUAAAUCCCCAAACCAGAAAGAAAAAAAGGAUGAUACUAAAUUAAUACCAAUAUCCUUUUAAACUAUAAGUUAAGCUUCUUUUGUUUUUGUUUUUUCCAAUCACCUCCUCACAAAAAAAAGAAAAAAAGAGAGACCCUUAGAACUGCAAUGGAAAACAUCUCUUUUCAACCCCUCAAUCCCUUUUGACGUGCUUCUUUUGACCAUCAAACAAGUGAGAAAAAAACAACAAAAGCCAUGAGUCUAAAUUGCUGGACCUGCCCUGUCCUGCAAAGAACAAAUUCAAUCGAUGAUAUUGAUUUUGGUAAAGAAACGGGCAUCAGUAAGUCUUGUUGUGUAGGGUUAAAUAGAAGUUGGUCAGGGGAUAUGAGCCCUCAAGGUUAUGAACAAAUGGGUAAGGAGCCAAGCAGCAACGGCAGCACCUCGGGGAUUCCUUCCAAGAAGAUAAAGAAGGGUCCUAUCCGGUUUAAUACCAUCGCUACAACUUACGGCACGAUGGGGUUUGAAGCUAACGUCGGCGCUCAGCCAAGGUUGGUGAGGAGCUCGGGCAUGAGGAGGGAUUGGAGCUUUGAGGAUUUGAGGGGACAAAAGGUUCAACAGACGGGAAAAGAGAUGAGUGUACAUUGAUUUUGAUUUACUUAUGAAACCAAUGAAAAGGAGACAAUACAGAGUGCAUGGCUUGGCUACGUAAUCUGAUCGUUCAUUUAUUUCUUUUUUGUUUCUAUUCAUUAAAUCACUGUUUCAUUAUUUAACCCCCAAAUUUGUAUUUGA
Gossypium raimondii (Peruvian cotton) is the source of this 777-nucleotide messenger RNA. RefSeq lists its product as uncharacterized. Bases 244 to 633 code for a protein of 129 amino acids. Lineage: Eukaryota; Viridiplantae; Streptophyta; Magnoliopsida; Malvales; Malvaceae. The record is from RefSeq and is a predicted model, not a curated record. The transcript has a single exon.